UCUUUUUGUGGCAACAAGUUGUCGCACGUUGUUUUUUUUUCGCCAAGUGAGCAAUAUAAUAAUUUGUUUGAUCUUUUAAUUACACUGCAAAGGUUAAAGCUUAAAGUGACGUGGCUUUUUCUUGGCAACGCAGCCGCUUAACUUUUUUGCAAGAUAAAAUUUGGGAUUUAUACCAAAAAACGUGGUGGACGCUCAUACGCAGGAAUAAUUUUACUGAAGUUUUAUUUGUGGGCAGAAAAUUUCGGAAAAUAUGACUGCCAGGAAAUUGAACUUGGACCACCCUGACUCGGACUAUGUCAACGACCUGAUGCACAACAGCAUUGUCCAGCACAACAAUAACAUCCCUCUGAACUCCUACAGCUUGAUCAAUGUCUUCAAAAUUGACGAUCCAAUGCGCUCCAGCAAGUUCUGGGACCGCAUCAAGCGGAUGAAGAGGAAGCUUGGAAUGUUCCAAGAGAUCAAUGUCCUCUUCCAUGGCACACCGAAGGCUUGGGACAUCAUUGAAGACGGCUUCAACGUCGCCCACUCGAGUGAAGAGAACAUGUUUGGCAAGGGCGUCUACUUCACGGACAAGUCGUCCAAAGCAAACCAGUACUCUUGGGGCGCCAACCAGGGCUGUCCUCGGCACAACGACAUCGCCUGUGACGUCUGCGUGCGCAGGAUGCUCAUCUGCAAGUGCUCGAUGGGCCGCAAGUUCAAGCCUUCCUACCCCAAAGAGCCCGUCCCUCCUGGACACCACAGUGUCGAAGCUGACCCACACUCCAAUGGGGACAUUGCGCGCUUCCUUGUGCACCCAGAGUUUGUCUUCUUCAGCAAACACCAAGUUCUGCCUUUGUACCUUGUCGAGUACAGAAUAAAACUGAAGAGACAAGGCCGAUACGUCUCUCCUCCUCCGCCAUUUGGGCGCCCAGUUCCUGUUCCAAGAUACAACUAUUCUCAGUCCUCCUCCUCGGGAAGCUCUCGGGGACCAUCUUACCAAAGCAGCUACCGUUCUCAGCCUGUCUACGAUUCGUCUUCCUCUGAUGAGGAUGAGUACUACUACUAUUAAGGAAUCUUUGUCUUCCUUGUCUUGAGAGAGAGAAAGAAAGAUUUAGUGGCUUACAUUACUAGAAGCAAUGCCCAAAUUUAGAAACAUAAGAGGAGUUUAAAAUCAAAACAACUGCAAUUUUGCAGAUCAGUUAGUUUCUUUUGAAAGCAUAAUUGAAAGAUGUAUGGUGACUCUGAUCUGAGUCUUGUUCCUUUUUCUGAAAGCAGAGGGGGGAAAGUAAAAUAAAAUGCUUUCAAGUGAAUUCCUAAUUUACUCAGUAAUUUCCUCCUGCUGCAUAAUUGAUCUUAAAAUGGAAAUAGUUAAUUUUAAUGAGAAAAAAUAAACUUGUGUACAAUUUUUAUGAAACAAUAUUAAUGAAUACUAUAAUGUCAAUUAUCUCCACUGUGUCUUUGUGCAUUUGUUAUUGAUUUAUACAAAAUAAUUAAAUCACUAUUAUUAUGUAAAAUAUUUUUCCUCAUAAAGAAAUAUGUUAAAUCAAAUCAAAUUGCUCAUGGAAAAUUGCUUAAAUUGGCUGAAACAGGAAAGCACCUGACUAAACUUUUGAGCAGCAUUUAUAAUUAUGCUAUUCACUCCCAAGUUGCUAAGUGCCUCCUCCCAAUAUUACCAAUUUUAAAAUUUAAUACCAUUGUAAGUAAACCAAUAUAUUUUGGUACGCAAUUCUCACUAAAAUUAUGUUAUUUUAAAAGCGAAGGCUAAACUUUACAGCCGCAAUCGAUUCCAUGUGCAGAUAAAGAUGACAAUAAAGAAAUUAUAUGAA
Neocloeon triangulifer is the source of this 1805-nucleotide messenger RNA. Its product is annotated as poly [ADP-ribose] polymerase tankyrase-1-like. The transcript has 4 exons. Lineage: Eukaryota; Metazoa; Arthropoda; Insecta; Ephemeroptera; Baetidae. Gene Ontology annotation, molecular function: NAD+ poly-ADP-ribosyltransferase activity. Bases 251 to 1048 code for a protein of 265 amino acids. The record is from RefSeq and is a predicted model, not a curated record.